AUGGAGGAUGGAGGAGGCGCCCCCAGCCUGUCGGGGGUCACCAGGAGGCGGGAGCUUGGGCUGGCGAGCCCUAGGGCCGCCCAGCGCGCGAUGCACUUCACCGAGUCUGCGGCGCGGCGGCUGAGCGUGGAGGCGCUGCUGCGAGGCCACCAGGGCUGCGUCAACCGCCUGGCCUGGAACGAGAGCGGCAGCCUGCUGGCUUCGGGAUCCGACGACAGGAAGGUCAUGCUGUGGAGCUACCCAGACACCCAGCGCCAGCCUGUGUGCGUAGAGACGGAGCACCAGGCCAACAUCUUCGGCGUGCGCUUCCUGCCGCAGACCGGCGACAGCCGGCUGGUCACCGGCGCCAUGGACUACACUGUGCAGCUACACCAGCUGGACACGCCGCCAGACAGCCAGCCGCGGCCGCUGCGCGGCGCUAGCGGCAUGCGGCGGAACCCCGACACAGCUGCCACCGCAGCCAGCGUGCGCACCGUCGUCUACACCUGCCACCGCAGCAGGGAUGUGGCUGUCGAGCCGCUCAACCCCCACCUCUUCUGGUCGGCGGCCGAGGACGGCUUUGUGCGGCAGUACGACACGCGCCUCCCCACCUCCCAGCAGCGCGACUUUGACUCCCCCAACGCGCUGCUGGCAGUGAGGGCCAAGGGCCGCUUCUCGGAGCUCAAAAGCCUUGGCCUCAACCCCGCCAGGCCGCACCUGCUGGCGGUGGCGGCGGCAGACCCGCUGCUGCGCGUGUACGACCGCCGCAUGCUGACCGCGGGUGCGCCAGAGGGCCGCGGGGCGGGCGGCGCGCCGCUGCUGGCCCUGGCGCCGCCCCACCUGGCGCUGUGUGCGGCGGGGGCCGGCGGCGGCCGCCCCUCGCGCAUGCACGCCACCCACCUGGCCUUUGGCAACCGAGGGGACAAGCUGGUAGCCACUUACCACGGGGAUCAUGCCUACUGCUUCGAUGUGACAGGCGCAGCGUCGCCUGCCAGCAGCCCCACGCGCGAGCAGCAGCAGCAGCAGCAGCCAUUCAACCUGUUUGCCCACCCGUCUGCCGCCGCCGCGCUGGCGGCCAGCAGGAGGGCCGGCGGCGGCGGCGGCGGUGGCCACUACGAGGCGGUACGGCAGUACAGCGAGGCCAUCCGGUUGGCCCCCUGGGCACCGGUGCUGUACACCAACAGGGCGCUGGCGCUGCUGCAGCGUGGGUGGGAGGGCGACGCGCUAUGCGCGCUGCAGGACGCCGAGACGGCUGUCUGCCUGGACCCAGCUUUCGCCAAGGCCCACUACCGCCGCCUGCAGGCGCUGCGGGCAGCAGGCAUGCUGCAGUCUGCCACCACCGCCGUGCGCCUCUUCAAGCAGCAGUUCCCGGAGCAGGCGGGCGAUAUUGCCUUGGACGUGCGGCGCCAGGCGCAGCAGGCCGAGCUGCGGCGGCAGCAGGCGGAGCAGCGGCGGCAGCUGCGCCGCCGGCGCGGCAUGCAGUUUGAUCGGCGGCGGCAGGAGCGGUCGGCGGCGGCUGAGCCGGCGGCGGCCACCCAAGGGCAGGGGGAGGGGCCUGACGGGCCGGCAGCAGCAGCAGACGCAGCAGCAGCAGGAGCAGCAACGGCAGCAGCAGGAGCGGCAGGGACAGCGCCGUCUGGGCAGGCGCAGCAAGGGGCUGCUGCCCGACCCGGCAUUGGGAGCCCAGGCGGCGGCUCGGCUGCUGCCGGGGAGGCAGCCAUGGAUGCUUCUGUGGCGCCGGCUGGUGAGGCGGGGACAGCUCUGGCACUCGUAGUGGCGCCGGCGCCGGCGGCAGCAGCGCCAGCUGCGCCAGCGUCGGCAGCGGCAGCAGGCGGCGACUCUUGGGACGACCCUUACGCAUCGGGUGGCAGCGAGGAUGAGGAAGGCGAGGACUUUGCGGCGGCGGCGGCCGGGGCGGCGGCCUCCAGCGGCAUCGACGCCGCCUAUGCGGCGGCGCUGGAGGCGGCGGCCGCCGGCGGGCGCGGCGCGGACGCGGCGGCGGCGGCGCGGGGCGCUCCCAGCCUGGACGGCCUGGCCGCGCAGCAGCAGCAGGACCAGCAGCAGCAGCAGCAGGAGCAGGGGCAGGAGGCGGGAGGGCGGGGCGCCAAGCACCAGGCGGGGCACCAGCCCAGCUUGUGGAGCGCCUUUGAGGGCGGCCGCCGCAUGCUGCAGCGGUACGUGGGGCAGUGCAACCUGCAGACAGACAUCAAGGAGGCAGCCUUCCUGGGCGCCGACGAUAGCCUGGUGGCGACCGGCAGCGACGACGGCCGAGUCUUCAUCUUUGCUGCCGCCACGGGGGAGUGCGUGAGGGUGAUGAUGGCUGACGAGGAUGUGGCAAACGCGCUGUGGUCCCCAGAGGGUGAGUCCACCAGCGGCGGCGACAUGGCAGAGGUCAUCCGCCGCAACCAGGAGCGGCUCAAGGAGGGCCCCACGGCGCUGCGAGGGGUGGACCCCAGGAUCAUCGCGGCCCUCACCGACAACCCCGAACUGCUGCGGGCGCUCAUGCAGCGCGCCACGCGCCGGGGCGGCGGCGGCGGCCCGUUGGGGAGCGGCGGCGAGGGGCCCCAGGAGGGCGGGGAGCAGGAGGAUGAGGAUGAGGAGGAGGAUGUGCGGGAGGUCAGCUGCCGCGUGGCCUGA
Chlorella variabilis is the source of this 2616-nucleotide messenger RNA. RefSeq lists its product as hypothetical. The transcript is spliced from 19 exons. The coding region runs from base 1 to 2616 and encodes 871 amino acids. The record is from RefSeq and is a predicted model, not a curated record. Gene Ontology annotation, cellular component: cytoplasm; Cul4-RING E3 ubiquitin ligase complex. Gene Ontology annotation, biological process: negative regulation of fatty acid biosynthetic process. Gene Ontology annotation, molecular function: protein binding. Lineage: Eukaryota; Viridiplantae; Chlorophyta; Trebouxiophyceae; Chlorellales; Chlorellaceae.